Molecule: messenger RNA, 1362 nt
Organism: Syzygium oleosum
Lineage: Eukaryota; Viridiplantae; Streptophyta; Magnoliopsida; Myrtales; Myrtaceae
Product: F-box protein PP2-A13
Exons: 3
Coding region: 265-1137 (290 amino acids)
Molecular function (GO): protein binding
Source: RefSeq, a predicted model, not a curated record
AUCCCUCAACAGUUCACGCACACCAAGUACCAAGUCCCGAAGAUGGAUCCUUCGAGCUCCAACAUGGAGGUCUCCCUCUCCCUGAAGAUCCACACCUUCCGUUUCAAGUUCAGGCGGUGAACCCUGUCUUCCCCCUGUCCCUGUCCCUCCUCUUUCCAUUUGCCCCCCGUUUUUCCAGCUCGCGUUUUGGGGCCCCGGUUCGAGGAGGGAGGUAGGCAGCUCGCUCGCGAUUUGCUAGGGUUCUUCUUCUUCUUCUGGUCUUUUAUGGGUGCGAGCUUCUCGGGGUUCUCGUCGGACUCGGACUGCUCGGACGGAGACGCCGCCCUGGCGAAGCCGAGGCUGGGCGACAUACCGGAGAGCUGCGUGGCGUCGGUGCUCGUGCACCUGGACCCGCCCGAAAUCUGCGGCCUCGCCCGGCUGAAUCGGGCCUUCCGCGGGGCGUCCUCCGCCGAUUUCAUCUGGGAGUCGAAGCUGCCGGAGAACUACGGGGCGAUCGUGGAGAAGGUGCUGGAGGAGCCCAAGGUGUUGAACUUGGGCAAGAAGGAGAUCUACGCUCGACUCUGCAGGCCUAGCGCUCUCGAUGGCGGUACAAAGGAAUUUUGGCUGGAUAAGAGGACGGGCGGGGUUUGUCUGUCGAUUUCAUCCAAGGCCUUGAUGAUCACCGGAAUACAUGACCGAAGAUACUGGAAACGCAUUUCGACCGAGGAAUCUAGAUUCCAUACGGUUGCAUAUCUUCAGCAAAUCUGGUGGUUUGAAGUAGAUGGAGAGUUGGAAUUUCCAUUUCCCGCAGGGACGUACAGCGUCUUCUUCAGAGUCCAGCUCGGUAAGUCAACCAAGAGACUGGGCCGCCGUGUAUGUAAUCCCGAGCACGUCCACGGCUGGGACAUAAAACCCGUCCACUUCCAUCUCACAACUUCCGAUGGGCAGCGUGUCGUGUCCCAGUGCCACGUGGACAAUCCUGGGAACUGGAUCCAUUACCACAUGGGAGACUUUGUCGUCAUGAACCCUGACACAUCGAUGAAGAUCAGAUUUUCAAUGACCCAAAUCGACUGCACUCACACCAAAGGCGGUCUCUGCGUGGACUGCGUUUUGAUAUGUCCUAGUAGUGUUCGGAAAUUGAUUAAUUCAUUGACGUAGUGCGAGUAUCGAAAUGACAUGGAGAAGCAUGCGAUAGUACAUAGUUUCGGGCAAACUGUAGAGCUAGUUUUGAUUGGAUCAUGAAGCUUACUGUGUCCAUUGUCCAUGUAUGUAUAUACUUUGAUCUUGCUCCUCUCCCUUCCAUAAUCAACUUUCUGUGCAAUACUAUGUAACUAUUUCUUUGUCCUUUCCACAUGCGCGAUGAAAUUGGUCAUAUGAAGAGUA